Gastrolobium bilobum is the source of this 1029-nucleotide messenger RNA. Its product is annotated as dirigent protein 19-like. The coding region runs from base 20 to 586 and encodes 188 amino acids. Lineage: Eukaryota; Viridiplantae; Streptophyta; Magnoliopsida; Fabales; Fabaceae. The record is from RefSeq and is a predicted model, not a curated record. The transcript has a single exon.
ACAGGUGACAAGUGAAGCUAUGGCGUUUGCUUUGCAUAACUAUGUUCUUGCUAUUUUGCUUUUGGCCAUAAUCCCAUUUGAGUGCACCUAUGGCUCCCAUCACCAUCACCACCAACACCAACACCUCAAAUCCCUUCACUUCUCGUUGUUUCAACAUGAAACCAUAAACAAAACAGGAUAUAUUAUAGUGAAUGGUGUGGAAGGAGGGACAGGAAUCACUGAAACCACAACCCCUUUUGGUACCAUUUUUGUCUUUCAAGACCCUUUGACUGUCACAGCCAACAGAUCCUCAAAACUAGUUGGAAUUGCUGAAGGAACUUCCAUCACCUCUAGCAUGGAUGGGCUUCUCAGCAUUUCAAUAGCCAAGCUAACUCUGCGUCUAAAGCAUCACAAGGGGUCCGUUUCCAUUGUUGGAGGCACAAAUAAUAUCAAGGCUUCAGAUCAUCCAGUAGUAGGAGGCACUGAAGAUUUCUUGUUUGUGCAAGGCUAUGUUACCUCUUCUCCAGUUGAUCUAAAGGGUCUUACAGUUGUUUACAAAAUUGAAUUUCAUCUUUACUGGCCUCCAUAUGCAACUCAUGCCUCUUAAAAGGGCACUGGCAUGCACCAUCAAAAAAUACCCCAGUUGCAAUGCAUCACAUCUUUUUUCUUUUCUUUUUAUUUUCUUACAUUAUGCCACAUUGCUUCAGUGUGAAUUGAAUUUCUUGCUAGUCAGUAACUUGUAUGUUGGUAAGGUAUCAUUUGCUUGUCUACUGGUGCCAUCUUAGUACUUUUUUUUUAUUUUUUAUUUUAGUAUUAAUUAGAACUCUGUUUGUUCUUAGUUGAAAACUCAUGUAUUACAAAGCUUCCUGGGAGCAGUUUCUGAAUAAACAUGACUUAGUAUCAAAUAGUUUUGGCAGAAAGAAGGAUGAGAACUACACUGUAGCAGUGUGGGCAAAGGCCGAGAUAAAUAUGAUCAUUCUCAAAAUUGUUAAUGAGACAAGAAAGCAGACUAUUAGGUUCAAAUUAAAAGCAAUGUAUUCACACUCACGA